AACCCCGAGCCUCAUGCCGAUGCCGAGUUGACCGGUGAUGAGUUCAUCAAGUACCAGGAGGAUCUUAUGAACAAGUAUCCUUUCGUCUUCAUUGAGGAUCCCUUCGAUGAGAACGAUUGGGCGACCUUCGCCAAGUUCACCGCCAAGGACGGUAAGGAGAUCCAGAUUGUCGGUGAUGAUCUUCUUGUUACCAACCCCAAGCGUAUCCAAAAGGGUAUCAACGAGAAGUCUGUGAAUGCCCUUCUUCUCAAGGUUAACCAGAUAGGUUCAAUCACCGAGUCUAUCGAGGCCAACAAUAUGGCCGUUAACGCCGGCUGGACCGUCAUGGUUUCCCAUCGUUCCGGUGAGACUGAGGAUACCUUCAUCGCCGAUCUUGUCACUGGUCUUGGCACUUGCCAAAUCAAGACUGGUGCCCCCUGCCGUACUGAGCGUCUUUGCAAGUACAAUCAGCUUAUGCGUAUUGAGGAGGAGCUCGGUGAUAAGGCCACCUAUGCUGCGGGCCGCAAUUUCCCUCGUUGCCAGUAA
Perkinsus marinus ATCC 50983 is the source of this 525-nucleotide messenger RNA. RefSeq lists its product as hypothetical. Gene Ontology annotation, molecular function: phosphopyruvate hydratase activity; magnesium ion binding. Lineage: Eukaryota; Perkinsozoa; Perkinsida; Perkinsidae. The record is from RefSeq and is a predicted model, not a curated record. The transcript has a single exon. The annotation marks the transcript as partial. Gene Ontology annotation, biological process: glycolytic process. Gene Ontology annotation, cellular component: phosphopyruvate hydratase complex.